Messenger RNA from Kwoniella mangroviensis CBS 8507, 2535 nucleotides. RefSeq lists its product as uncharacterized. Lineage: Eukaryota; Fungi; Basidiomycota; Tremellomycetes; Tremellales; Cryptococcaceae. The record is from RefSeq and is a predicted model, not a curated record. The transcript has 7 exons. The coding region runs from base 1 to 2535 and encodes 844 amino acids.
AUGUCUCGACCGGAACUACCGCAUACCAUCACCUCUCAUCCAUAUCUGUCCAUAUUUCUCGGCUUGCCAGCGCACAACGAUGAGAAUCAAGGAGAUCAUCCGAUCUUUCAUCCAGGUGAAGAAUUGAUGGGUACAUUGCAGUUAGAAUGUACGGUCGCACAUACGAUAAGCCUGGGUAGGAUAGAAGUGGAAAUGGUAGGAAGAGAACAUGCGAGAACGAUGAACGAGGUGAUCCAAAAAACCUUCUGGCAGACCUCACUUGCCUUUCAAGGACCUGGACUACCAGUCUCCAACGCUUGCGACGAUAAUCCCUUGUCAUCGAGCCAUUCGGCUGCCGACCAUCCUGCUCGUAAAGGGUAUGUUCUCCUCUCUGCCAGACCUGAGUUGUUCUGUAUUGACCUUGGCGAUAGAAUUACGACAUUCCCAAUCAGGGUGGCCCUACCUGACACUCUGCCUACUUCAUUCAUCCACCCUACAGCUCUCACUUCAUACACCCUACAUGCCAUCGUGCAAAUUUCUGAGUUCCCAUCGACACGUUCCAUAUUGCAUACCUCUACGGAGAUAGACAUCUUGCCUAGAGUCGGCGAUGGCUUCGGAAAAUUGCCUUUGAACUCGAAAGAGGUUGUCAGCCAAGCCGUCUUGAACGAAGAGUGGGAAAACGAGGUAUUGGAGAUCAACGUGAGCAGUACGAAUGGAUGGGCAGUCGAGGGUUCGAGGGCAAGGCUUGAACUGAGAGUGAGGAAUGAAACUCGAUUACCAACUUUGUCGCCCACGCUAGAGAUCGUCCAGCGAGUCACUGUGCAGCAAAUUAAUGGACAAAUGGUUGACUUGGAUACCAUUUUGCUUGAACGGGUCUACUCAGACGGUUACAUUACCUCGCCUUUCAGCGAGAGCAAGUAUCAUGUCGACUUUAUCCUUCCAAAAGGGACACGAUCUAUUGCUCCUGCCGAUGGCUCAUCCUUUCGAGCCGGACCUUUCAUUCGGCUUGGAGUUCGUUUGGUCACAACAGAAGCGUUCAAUGCCGUCGUGGUUCUUCCCAUUCAUGUAUUCCAUCCGGCUUCCCUUUCUGCCGAUUUGUGGCUAAAGCACCAUUCGCUUCAAACGGAAUUACGAGGUGCAGCUUCGCCUAUACCUCCUAUACCUGUAACCCAGAAGAGAUGGUCUGCUCCGCUUCAAUCUGUAGUUACCGCGCUCACAUCCUCGACAUUCCCACGAAGUCCUGAUAAUCGUAUUUCUGCUGAACGUGUGUCUACGUUAGGUCAUCGACCGAAACUCCAGCAACAAAGGCAUAGUAUAUCUGGACUACCUACUAGAGCAGACACACACCCUUUCUCAGCCUAUCGACCACCCUAUCAUCCCCUGCCUGUACCACCUCGGAUCAACUAUGUUUAUCCUCAACCUGAUUGGAGCUUAUAUGCUGUCUCGGAAGAAGAAUCCCGAGCCACGAGGACGUCAAGACAUCUCAGAGAGACCAGUAAAAAUAGAGGAAGAAGUGUCAGUCCUCCUCUUACUCCUAUGCUCCAAAGUGAAGUGAGUCCGCCGAUUGCCAAAGCGGAGCAAACCUACACUCUAAGCCCAUCUCCCCGACGAGCUACUCCUUUGCACGGUCCUCGGGCACCUUCAGCUCCACGCCUCAACAUCAUCCCCGCCACCAUUCUGUCACCUAUCUCGCCGGAGAUCUUGUCACCGAAACCCAUUAUAUUCACCAACCCAGACUCGUACUUUGACGGUCAACAAGCCACCACGAGUCCCGAAAGCUCACCUAUUAAAGGUGGGAGUCAUAGAUGUAGCAAAGACACAGUGAAGAGCUUAGAGGCUAUGGUUGUGGAUGAUGGACCGAUGGUCGUAUAUGAAGCAGGGGAAAUACCGAGAAGGAGAUCAACUAGAAGAGGUAGUGACCACCGACGUUCGAUCUUAAAUCUGUUCGAAGAGGAAAAUAAGUCAAGUGAAGAUGGUUCCUUGGAGGGUGGGCUGUAUAGAGCGAGAGAACAUAGAAUAUGUGAUCAUCAUUCUGCCUCACUUGGGAGUGUGGAAGAGAUGCCUGAUACCAUACCCGAAUCGCAGAAGAUAUCUACGACUGGAUCGAAUAAUAUUGGUGUACUAGAUGAUAAAGAUAAUGCUGUAGAGUCGGCCACAGAAUCGAAAGCAACAUCCAAUAAAUCAACUGACCCCUUUAUCUCACCUGACCCCAACAAAUCUGCUCGUGGAGGCAGAGGAGGAAGGGUGACUUCCGCUCGUCAGCUAUUUGAAGAUCAAAGCAAGUCUUCUACAGGAAUAACUGUGGCAGAUAGGAAGAAAAGGUAUUCGUUACCUCCUGAGCUACUUCUUACCAGUUCACGGAAAGCUUCAACUGGGUCGGUGCAAAUCGGAUCGCCAAAGGAAGGCGUAUCUGCAGGACCAGAUGGAGUAUACUUGCAAGGUAGAAGAAGUAAGACUUCAGGUGAAGCUUCAGGUGCAGGUACAGGUGCAGCGGUUGGGAAAUUGAGAGGAUUGAUUGAGAGGUACGAGAGUGUAACUUCUGCGACCGCCAAGUGA